Messenger RNA from Coregonus sp. 'balchen', 12129 nucleotides. NCBI's taxonomy places the organism in Eukaryota, Metazoa, Chordata, Actinopteri, Salmoniformes, Salmonidae. The record is from the annotation of a GenBank genome assembly.
CCUUUGGUUGCCAGGAAGUAAACUAGUGUGUGUGUAUGUGCCAAGCUGGAAAAUGAAAGCACAAAACAUCUUCAAGCAAAAAUAAUCGAACGAAAUAAUCGCGCUUUUGAACUCUAUUUUCAAGGUAGCUAAAUCGUAUUCUUUCUCGUUUCUAGCAUCUGAUAAGCAGUUUGAUAGCUAAGCAGUUUGAUAGCUAACGGUAGCUAGCUAGCUAGCUACUAGUAACUUAGCUAGCUAACGUUAGCAGCCCGCUUUAGCGUGCUUAUUUUUUUUUAGAACGAAGUUGAUUGUCGUCGCAUGUCCACCAUUGACUUGUUUUGUUGUUUGAUUGACUAGCUUCAAAGAUCAACUAACUCUAAAUACCUUGCUAAUCAAACGUUUUAGCUACUGUAGUUAGCUUAGCUAGCUAGGUACAGUAACAUCUUGACGUUGACGUUUCUUCUUCCAAACAGGGUGGUUGCUUCAUUGUUUAUACUCCUAAGAUAAGCUAGUUAGCUAGUAGCUAAUGUUAGCUACCUAGCUAGCAAGUGCUCCACAUUUCUCAACUAGAAUAGGUUUCGAUACUUGGAUGACAUAUUUGCUGCCACCGAUCUAAGAAGUGUGUUUGCAUCUCUAAUGUUCAUGAUUUGAUCAAAAGUUAUAGCUAGAAAACUGGAACGUACCAGCUUUGGACAUGGAGAAGCAUGGAAGAAGUCAACCAUGGGGGAAGUUAGUAAAGGUGGACACUGAAUCUGAAGUAUUGCUUGUCAACAGGGAAUGCACUGUCGGGCGAAGAAAAGGUAAAAUUACUAUCCCACACAGUGAGAUUAAGUCACUUCACCAUAUUGUAGGCUAAUUUCUGAAAGAUAUAGAAAGUUCUGUGGUAGGACACUUAACUGUUAUCUAUACAUUAUGUAAAUAUUUAAUGAGCUACUAAAAUACAUGUUCUAAAUAUUAAUGAUUAUUGCUCCCACAAUAAUAGUAAUGUGUAAAAUAUAUUCUAUAAGACAUGACACUUAUUUGAAAAAAAGUGUUUUGAACACUUUUAACUAAAUAUAAUGAAUGUUGCUUGUUUUUGAGGAUCUGGUUUAUAAAUGUCUUGAUGUUUGUGACAAAAGAUACCAUGUCAUAGACAUUACAUUUACAUUUUAGUCAUUUAGCAGACGCUCUUAUCCAGAGCGACUUACAGUUAAUGGGAAUCAAACCCACAACCCUGGCAUUGCAAACGCCAUGCACUACCAACUGAGCUACAUCCCUGCCGGCCAUUCCCUCCCCUACCCUGGACGACGCUGGGCCAAUUGUGCGCCGCCCCAUGGGUCUCCCGGUCGCGGCCGGCUACGACAGAGCCUGGAUUCGAACCAGGAUCUCUAGUGGCACAGCUAGCACUGCGAUGCAGUGCCUUAGACCACUGCGCCACUCGGGAGUACAGUGUGUGCCAGGCAGUGUCUGGGCUCUUUAAUAAAACCAGUUCAUUCAAGGCACAGUGCCCUAUGUCACUAAACGUAAACAGCCCCUCUGAUGAUAACAAAGGUGUCUAUUGAGAACAUGUGUGCAGAAUAGUACGUUUUUUUGUAUGGAUUUUGCUCAAGGAAAGGUUUAGUCUCUAUUAUAUUGAAUUCCAGGAGUCUGCUUUCCAAUACAAAGUGUCUGAGUUUAAUAAGCUAGUAUGCUAUGCAGGACCCACAAUAUGGUAUAAAAGAAGAAGAGAAGAAUGUAUCAACAAUAAAUCUGCAUAAUUGUACAAUCUCAGUCUGGUAAUUCGGAGCCCACUCGUGAAAGUAUCAACUGCCCAUUGCCUAAAGCCAUGUUUUCCUGGUAUUUUAAAAUGGAUAAUGAAUAGGUCCUAAUUGGCCUUGUUUACAGUAACAUGACGUAAACAAAGUAAUGCUUUUUACACAUGAUAUAGCACAACAGCUCCAUAAGUAGCCUAACAUUUGAGAACAUCUAGCUUAUUCAAAUCAUGUUGAAAAUAGUAAUCUUAGACUAUGUUGUGAUUUUCUGUGCAUUUUAUUAACCAUCAUUUUCUUUCACCAGGCUGUGAUCUUUCCUUUCCUGCUAGCAAACUGGUCUCAGGGGAUCACUGUAAGAUAGUCCAGGAUGAGAGCUCAGGGUUGGUGUGGCUAGAGGACAUGAGGUAUGAGGAGGGUGUCUUGUCAAUAGGUUUUUCUUUGGGGUUUUUUCUUCUAAGUCCUGUAUAGCCUAUAGGCUCAAUGUAGGUCCAUUUUCAAGGAUCAACUGAUCAAUUAUGUAUGUUUAACAAUGUGAUAACAUGGUAAUGUAAUGCAUUUGACAUCUGUUAGCCUAAUUAAGCUAAAUAGAUUUGAACCUGCGUCUAUGUUAGGUUUUAUUAUAAUAGAAAAAUAUGUUAUGCAGAUUGUCCUGUUUGUUGUGACUGAUCAGUGGAUUUAAUGGUGGAUUGAACAGAUCUUUGCCUGCACAUCACAGUGCAGUCUAAUUGUCAGUGUAAAGCAACCAGCUUGCAGGCAAUGAGGCAAAUGGCACUAACCAGUAAUUAGAGGUUAUGUUUUACCAUGCUCUGAGUCAGCAAGGUCUUCUCUACACACAUUACUCUAGUGUACACACACAGACACACACCCACUGCAUUAUGCUAAGCCUCAUUGAGCACAGUGGUAACUCUGUUUUGCUCCUGAAUAUUGUGGAAACCUCUGCAAUAGAAAAGUUGAAUGCGACAGUUUAGUUACUCAAUAGUGUAGGAUACAAUUCCAUCCCUAUACAUCCCAUGAAGAGAAGCUACUAUUUAAUCAAUGCCCUGUUCAUUGCUGCUAUAAUAAUAACUGCAUCCCUAGUCUGGGAUUUCUUCCAAGGCUGCUGAUAAAUCCACUACAGAAAUGACUGAUUAGUGUUUUUGUUUUGUUUUUCACCCCUCUAGCACCAAUGGUACAGUGAUUAACAUGUCCAAGCUGGUGAAAAAGCAGAUUCAUAUGCUGCAGAAUGGAGAUGUCAUCUACUUUGUGUACAGGAAAAACGAGCCAGAGCAAAGUAUGUUCUUUCCUAUAUUGAUUAGGGUGUUUCACUCUGUGGUCGCUUUGUUGCUACACGAUAAUGUUGGUUUCUCUGUUUUACAUUGGUUAUAUCUCCUUAAGAUAAUAUAACUUCAACAAAUUGGUUAAAUAAACACAGAGCAUAGGGCACGGUUGCCAGCUUAAUAUAGGCCUACUUCAUUUUAUUGUGAGUGUUGUGUAAGUUAAAAAAACGAACCGCUGUAGAAAGAAUAUAACGCUUUUCUUAGUUUCUUCAGAAAGUGUUUAUAAAUCAGUAGUUCAUAGUGCAUACAGGUCUUUUAGGCCACUUGUUUUCUUGUGUACCUUCCACUGCUGCCACCUUGGUUAUAUAAUACAUACACAAUUAACUUCUGUAAACUGAGUUGUUCAAGAAUGAGUUUAGCUGACCAAAAUAAGAGUAAUAUGUUCCCUUUUUUGGGAUAUUUAAUGAAUUGUUCACAAAAGUUUGCCUCAACAACUGAGUAAAGUAUAAGAAUGGUGUGCAAUCUCUUGCUCCUACAGACAUUGCCUACAUAUAUCAGUCCAUAAAAGCAGAGAGGACAUUCUCACAAGACUCAAUUGGUAAGUAGUAAAUACCCAAAUCAAUGUGAUGUUUGAUGGCGACCUUAUAUUUUUCAUGAAAAACAUUUGCAGGCUGAUUUCAUUAGCUUGUUUGUUGCUUACCACCCAUUCUCAUCCUGUCAGGCGGUGCCACCAAAUGCUCAGAUAUGCAGCAGAAAGCCCAGCCCUGCCCUGUUCCAGCAGCAGUGUCUGUGGAGCCAUUCCUGGUUGGACCUCCACGGGAGCAGCAGGCUUUAGAGGAGCCCCAGCCCUCAACCUCCUCCUCCCACCUCCUCCACACGUUCUCCCCCUCCACAGAAUGUUCCUCUGCAGCCUCCCUCCUGCACUCCUCUGCCUCAGGUAGGCUUUCCAUCUGGCCUGCGCUUGCUCUAUAUGGUCCUCAUUGAGGGGAAGCAGGGAGGCUUCUAUGUAAAUCUAUGUUUUAGGUAACUGUGAAGCAUGCCGCCCUCCCCCCUCAAAUUAUUCAACCGGUAUAGCAUGUCUCCCUUAAAUUGUGCCAGCUUUGUUCACUCUCUUUACCUCUUUCAAAAUCCUUUAAUUCAAGGACAGCUCUGGCCAACUGAUAAUAUGAUAGACUUGAUCAGAUAUGAUCAGACUUUUAUGAUCACUACUACUUGUAAAUCUCCUGAUAUUGAAGGACAGGCACAGGUAACUGAAUUUGCAUCAAUCUCAUGGGCUUUUAAUUCUUUGUCUCUCAGGUUCUGAGGGUCUUGAAUGUGCUGCGUCCUCUGUAGGCAAGGCUGAGGAGCCCAACUCUUACCUCCUCUGCUCAACAAAUGCACGACAGACUGAAGCCCAGAGCAGAGUCACAAUGCUGGAUAAGGAAGAGGUGGACAUGGAGCCAGAGAGAAAGAAGAGGAAAACUGACAGUGCUGGUCAGUGUCAUUACAUUGUAGGGUCUUGAUACUUGGUUGGUGACACUUGAUUGUAACAGUUUUUCCCUGUUCCUUCUCUAGAUAAGAACUAUGAUUUUGGACUGCCACAUACUUCCAGUAUUGAGGUGGUGGGCCCGGGCCCAGCUAAGGGAACUCUUAUCAGGGAUCUGUUGGGAAAAGCUGCUGUGACUGUGGAAGGAGCCAAGACUGACAAAAUGGAGGAGUCGCUCACCUGUAUCAUCUGUCAGGACCUACUUCAUGACUGUGUCAGGUACAGCAAGACUCUACCUAUUACUACAUUAGAAAAUAGGCCCACUCCACUUUUUCAUUACUUGUGGCUUUUCGCAGCAGAUGAAAAAUAAAGGUUUCAAUAAAUAUAAUAUAUAGUCAUAUAAACAAAACACAAAAUGUUAUAAUUCCUAGUAAUUCCAUUAUAUAUGACAGAAAGCUGCCGCUACUGCGUGUUUCAUUGUUCAUGUUAUCAUCUCCCUGUGUCUCCCAACUAGCCUGCAGCCCUGUAUGCACACCUUCUGUGCUGCGUGUUACUCUGGCUGGAUGGAGCGUUCGUCUCUCUGCCCCACCUGUCGCUGCCCUGUAGAGAGGAUCCGCAAGAAUCACAUCCUCAACAACCUGGUGGAGGCCUACCUUAUCCAACACCCAGGUUUGUGUCCAAUCUGCCCUACUCUACCCUUGUACCUCCAUUAACAGUACUGGGGAUAGUCACCAGCUCUUCCCCCUGUUAAACACGGCAUUUGUGCAUCUUGUCUUGUGUUUCUCCUUGUCUUUUGUGCCUUUUCCCAAAUAUCUGUACAGGGCUAGCCUAUAAAAUAUGUGGGCCUUUGUUUGUACCAUCUCUUUUUGUGUGUGGAUAAAGCAUUGAAAUAUUGACCCUGUGUGUCCACAGAGAAGUGUCGCAGUGAGGAGGACCUGAAGAGCAUGGACAGCCACAACAAGAUAACCCGGGACAUGCUGCAGCCAAAGAUUGAGCGUUCCUUCUCUGAUGAAGAGGGCAGCUCUGAUUAUCUCUUUGAGCUCUCUGACAACGACAGUGACACCUCUGAUAUCAGGUCAGAUAAAAGGGUAGCUGUGUGUAUGCGUGAAAGUGUUUGUGGUCUUGUGUGUAUGUCACCAAGAGUGUGUGACCGCGUUGUUGUGUGUUUUUCUCCCUCUGAAACCUUUUCUCCUUGUUCCUGUUGUUGUGUGUCCACAGCCAACCCUUUGUGAUGUGCAGACAGUGUCCAGGCUACAGGAAGGAGGUCAGCCAGGUACUGUGGGCCACAGGGCCAGCUCCUCUAGGACCAGCCCCACCAACUCCUGAGGACAGGGCUGGGAAACCCCCUGGAGAGGGGCCAUCAACAUGCUCUGACCUCCCAACUACAGGUACUGAACUAUGUGCCGAACUGGUGAUCAUGACAAUAAUGGAUUACAUUUAUAUAAUGCUUUUAUAUCUGAUAUGUAAUAAUUCUACAUUGUAUUGGUUGAUGUAGUGACAACAUAAUGGAGUGCACUUACAGAUCAAAUUAUCUAUCAAUAUGUUGCACUCGCCUGAACACAGAAAUGUGUUAGAAUUCUUGUAGUGCAUCUGACCAUCUGCAGUACAGUGUGCACCCUUCAGGGCCUUGACCCAGAAGAUAUGUAUCCUAUUGAGAUGUCUCCCUCUGUGUCCUGUCUUCCUCCUGCAGCUCCUCCGGAGUACACGUGCCGCCCUCGGGGCAGCCAUGUCAUCUGCACCUGCUGCCUGCAGCCCAUGCCAGACCGCCGCGCCGAGCUCAUUGGCCAGCAACUCUCCGCUCAGCAAUGUGUGUGGCCCACACGCCUGUCAGUCAAUGUUAAUGGACCAACUGCACGGUUGCUUUGGCUGAAUAUGCUGAUGGAUGUGGUUCUUUGUGUUGGGCAGGUGUGACGUGCCAACAGCCCUUUUGCCACAUGUACUGGGGCUGCCAGAGGAUCGGCUGUCAGGGCUGUCUAGCACAUUUCAAUGGUUUGUCUCUGAUCUAGUACUCCUAAUGGCUAGAUUUACUAAGCACUGGUUCAAAGUUUGUCCCUGAUAUAUUCAAAGGUAAAUAAAGAAUACAAGGUUGAACAAAAUGGUAAUUUAAGGUUCGUGAUUUUGGCAGUCCAAUGAACUCAUGGAUAAAAAAUGUAUGUCUCUGCAUCCAGUAUGAAGGAAGUUAAAGGUAGUUUCGUUAGCCAACGCUAACUAGCACUAGCUUAGCAUUGGCUCACGAAACUACCUCGAACUUCCUUCAUACUGGACGCAGACAUAACAUUUUUAUCCACAAGUUCAUUGCCAAUAUCCCAAACUAUCCCUUUGAGAAUUAGUAUCAAGUUGUAGUACUUGAUACCAAGUUUGUGGAUAGUUCUUUAAUUGACCUUAGAAAAGAACAGGUACAAACUUCACACUGGGCUGUGAUGCUUAGUUAACAAGACCUUUUGGGUGAUAUCCGAGGUAACACUAUCAUUGUGGAAAGUUUAUUGACAGUAGUGGUUGCAAAUGGAAAUUUACCAAGAUACAUUUCCUAUAUUAUCCCGAUGUCUUACUCAUCAUUUGUUACCGUAUCACAUUGCAGUAGCAUGUUUACCAGUAUGAGAAAUAUAAUAUCCAUGUCUUCUUCCACAGAACUCAACCUUACAGACAAAUGUCUGGACGGUGUUCUGAACAGCAAUAACUAUGAAUCAGAGAUCCUCCAGGUACUUCCUUUUUAUACUCCUCGGCUCUAACCAUUGGUCUGUCUGUACACCCAGAAACAGCAUCUACACAGAUUAAUCUUAGUCCUGGACUAAAACACAUUCAAUGACAUUCUCCAUUGACCAUGCUUUUUAGUCCAGGACUAGUCUUAAUCUGUGUCUGGGAAACCGGCCCCUGGUUACAUAACCCAGUUUAAGUGAAUGUAUUUCCUUUGCAUUUGUUUAUAAUUUCUCUACUAUGGAGAUCAAUAAAGUCUAAUAUUAUAAUCUAUAACCUGUCAUCCCUUCUGCUUGCAGAAUUACUUGGCAGCCAGAGGGAUGUCGUGGAGGGACAUGCUACAGGAGGGUCUUCGGGGCCUGCAACAGGGAACCUUCUAUCUCUCUGGUCAGUCUGACACUAUCCUUUUCACCUCACAUAAAACUUGAGAUUGGAAGCAUUCGUGGUUGUCUUUUUUGCAGUUGCACUGCACAUCUCUCAGAAAUUUGCUACAUCAUAAUAAAGUGUUUCUGAGCCACAUCUGCAGAUGUUAUGAGAUAUGAUAAUCAACACAACUGCAAAAACGAUAAACUGGAACGCCACCAUUAAGCUUCCCAUCUUGAACAUGGUUCUAAGUCCUACUGACAGUGCAGAGCAUCCUUCCACCUCACUUUGGAACACACUAGUAACUCUCACUCUCCACUUUUUCUAUCCCAGAUUAUCGCAUCAACAGUAACGCCAUAAUGUGUUUCUGCUGCGGCCUGCGUGCCUUCAAGGAGCUGGCCUACAAAUACAGACAGAACAUCCCUGCCUCGGAGCUUCCAGGUGAGAGAGAGCACUGCCCACAACGACACAGCCUCUAACGGCAGUAGACUGGGAGAUGGCAAUGAACUAGCAUGUCCGAAUUAGGAAUUAAGCUUGAUUUGUUUAAUAUUCUUUCCCACAGCUGCUGUGACGUCUCGGCCUGACUGUUAUUGGGGACGCAACUGCCGUACUCAAGUAAAGGCACACCACGCCACGUAAGUUACAUGUGGCCAUUAUCUUCUGAAUAGGUCUCCACAGUCCAAGCUUAAAUAUAUACAUAUACAUACAGUCAGUGGGGAAAAAAAGUAUUUAGUCAGCCACCAAUUGUGCAAGUUCUCCCACUUAAAAAGAUGAGAGGCCUGUAAUUUUCAUCAUGGGUACACGUCAACUAUGACAGACAAAUUGAGCAUUUUUUUUCUUCAGAAAAUCACAUUGUAGGAUUUUUAAUGAAUUGAUUAGCAAAUUAUGGUGGAAAAUAAGUAUUUGGUCACCUACAAACAAGCAAGAUUUCUGGCUCUCACAGACCUGUAACUUCUUCUUUAAGAGGCUCCUCUGUCCUCCACUCGUUACCUGUAUUAAUGGCACAUGUUUGAACUUGUUAUCAGUAUAAAAGACACCUGUCCACAACCUCAAACAGUCACACUCCAAACUCUACUAUGGCCAAGACCAAAGAGCUGUCAAAGGACACCAGAAACAAAAUUGUAGACCUGCACCAGGCUGUGAAGACUGAAUCUGCAAUAGGUAAGCAGCUUGGUUUGAAGAAAUCAACUGUGGGAGCAAUUAUUAGGAAAUGGAAGACAUACAAGACCACUGAUAAUCUCCCUCGAUCUGGGGCUCCACGCAAGAUCUCACCCCGUGGGGUCAAAAUGAUCACAAGAACGGUGAGCAAAAAUCCCAGAACCACACGGGGGGACCUAGUGAAUGACCUGCAGAGAGCUGGGACCAAAGUAACAAAGCCUACCAUCAGUAACACACUACGCCGCCAGGGACUCAAAUCCUGCAGUGCCAGACGUGUCCCCCUGCUUAAGCCAGUACAUGUCCAGGCCCGUCUGAAGUUUGCUAGAGUGCAUUUGGAUGAUCCAGAAGAGGAUUGGGAGAAUGUCAUAUGGUCAGAUGAAACCAAAAUAGAACUUUUUGGUAAAAACUCAACUCGCCGUGUUUGGAGGACAAAGAAUGCUGAGUUGCAUCCAAAGAACACCAUACCUACUGUGAAGCAUGGGGGUGGAAACAUCAUGCUUUGGGGCUGUUUUUCUGCAAAGGGACCAGGACGACUGAUCCGUGUAAAGGAAAGAAUGAAUGGGGCCAUGUAUCGUGAGAUUUUGAGUGAAAACCUCCUUCCAUCAGCAAGGGCAUUGAAGAUGAAACGUGGCUGUGUCUUUCAGCAUGACAAUGAUCCCAAACACACCGCCCAGGCAACGAAGGAGUGGCUUCGUAAGAAGCAUUUCAAGGUCCUGGAGUGGCCUAGCCAGUCUCCAGAUCUCAACCCCAUAGAAAAUCUUUGGAGGGAGUUGAAAGUCUGUGUUGCCCAGCGACAGCCCCAAAACAUCACUGCUCUAGAGGAGAUCUGCAUGGAGUAAUGGGCCAAAAUACCAGCAACAGUGUGUGAAAACUGUUGUGUCAUUGCCAACAAAGGGUAUAUAACAAAGUAUUGAGAAACUUUUGUUAUUGACCAAAUACUUAUUUUCCACCAUAAUUUGCAAAUAAAUUCAUAAAAAAUCCUACAAUGUGAUUUUCUGGAUUUUCUUUUCUCAUUUUGUCUGUCAUAGUUGAUGUGUACCUAUGAUGAAAAUUACAGGCCUCUCUCAUCUUUUUAAGUGGGAGAACUUGCACAAUUGGUGGCUGACUAAAUACUUUUUUCCCCCACUGUACAUACAAAAGCCAGCACAAUAACUGCUCGUCAGGAACUUAAUGAAAUGGGUUUCCAUGGCUGAGCAGCCGCACACAAGCCUAAGAUCACCAUGCGCAAUGCCAAGCGUCGGCUGGAGUAGUGUAAAGCUCACCGCCAUUGGACUGGAGCAGUGGAAACGCGUUCUCUGGAGUGAUGAAUCAUGCUUCACCAUCUGGCAGACGGACGAAUGAAUCUGGGUUUGGCGGAUGCCAGGAGAAUGCAACCUGCCCCAAUGCAUAGUGCCAACUGUAAAGUUUGGUGGAGGAGGAAUAAUGGUCUAGGGCGGUUUUUCAUGGUUCGGCCUAGUCCCCUUAGUUCCAGUGAAGGGACAUCUUAACGUACAGCAUACUAUGACAUUCUAGACGAUUCUGUGCUUCCAACUUUGUGGCAACAGAUUGGGGAAGGCCCUUUCCUGUUUCAGCAUGACAAUGCUCCCGUGCACAAAGCGAGGUCCAUACAGAAAUGGUUUGACGAGACCGGUGUGGAAGAACUUGACUGGCCUGCACAGAGCCCUGACCUCAACCCCAUCGAACACCUUUGGGAUGAAUUGGAACGCCGACUGCGAGCAAGGCCUAAUCGCCCAACAUCAGUGCCCGACCUCACUAAUGCUCUUGAGGCUGAAUGGAAGCAAAUCCCCGCAGCAAUGUUCCAACAUCUAGUGGAAAGCCUUCCCAGAAGAGUGGAGGCUGUUAUAGCAGCAAAUGUGGGACCAAUUCCAUAUUGAUGCCCAUGAUUUUGGAAUGAAAUGUUUGGCGAGCAGGUGUCCACAUACCUUUGGUCAUGACAUAGUUUUAUGUAUGUAGUGUCUGUAUAGUUGUGUGGUCACUGUUGGAGGCUUCAGUGUGGCUGUACAUGCAUUCUACCAGCAGAGGACACUGUUGUAUCAGCUUGGCCAAUCACACCUGCUAGUAGAGGAAAGCUGCAAUCACUCCUUCACACGUCACAGCUCCUCACACAGCAGCUCUGGUUCAUGAUGUGACACAUUUGUAUUGUUUCCUUUUCACCUUGUUGCAGGAAAUUCAACCACAUAUGUGAGCAGACCCGUUUCAAGAGCUGAAGAGCCUCGUGGGUGACCUGCUAUGCAAGGCUCCUAUCCAAUCACUGAAGCGAAGACUGACUUCCAAUGAUCUCCUGUAUUACUGUCUGUCUCUAUACAAAGGGAUCGUCGUCGUCCCCCCCUCCCCCCUUUAUUAAGAAGCUUCUUGCCCUGAGGAAAGGUAUCUCUCUUAGGUAAUAAUUUCUAGUUCUCUCACAGGCUCUAUAGACUUUACGUAUUUGAUUAUAUGCAGAAAUUACAAUCAAACUCUUUUGAGAAGACUGGCUAGGUCAUGAUUAGCCUAGUGUUAUAGGUAUAGUAGGAGUGAGUGGGAUAAUGCUAUGGUCAGUAGGACCUGAUUCCCCUAUAUGAUGAUCAUAGACUAAUAUCUUAUGAGGAAUAUGGUCAUCACCCUUUAUUACAUUAUCAUGUCCUUUUGGGUACCUGAUCAUAUGACUAGUUUGGUGAGGGAUAAAAAAAAAUACACCUACUGAGAACAGUUGGCAAUCAAAAUGGACAUUGGCCAUACAUGUACUGUUAUACACAGGAUGAAAUGGCAUCUUUUGUGACGGUAGCUUAUAAGGCACAUAUUGAUAUUAGUAAGCUGUUGAUACCUUUUCUAUUUCCGUGCCUGAGUAGUUAGCACAAAAAAAAGAAAAGGAUCAAUUGAUUUUGUUUUUCUCUUAACUUGUGGUGUAGUGCUUUAGAUAUCUUGGAGAAUUAUGUAUUUGAAUUAGAAUCUAGAGCUUCCUACUUUUUCUGUGAAAAUACUGCAGCGAACUGUGUUCUAAACAUCUAAAUAGUAUUCAUAUGUUGGAACCUUCCCCCAAACAAACUAGGUUGAAUCACAGCUAUGUUGUUUAAAGACUUCUAUGCAUAUACAGACUUUGAGGUUUCUUGUGAUUUAUAUGGAUGACAAAGAUAUUCAGUGGGACCAUUUUGAAUUCAGACAGUUGCUGCUUCCACAUAUUAAUAAGACUUCUAACUGGAAAGACAAUGCAAUCUGUAUUUAUUGGAAAGGGGAGGUUAUACGUAGUUUUGUGAAAAGGGGAUUUCUGCUGGGUUUCUUUGUGGAUUUCCUGACAAGGGCUAAAAGCCAUGUACAAGCUGAGCAUUAUAGGGCUGAGCGAGAAUCCAUGGAUAGUUAGUUGUACAGGAUUUCAGUUCUUCAGGCAGGGAUAAUAAGGGGUAAGGGUUGAAAUGUUUUAUCUGAGGCUGGGAAAGGCGGGGGUGUAGAGUUAUAUGCUUUGCCUGGGAUAAUCAACGUAAAGCUGAUUUUAAAGUAGUGUAUUAGAGAA